Parnassius apollo (apollo) is the source of this 732-nucleotide messenger RNA. The record is from the annotation of a GenBank genome assembly. NCBI's taxonomy places the organism in Eukaryota, Metazoa, Arthropoda, Insecta, Lepidoptera, Papilionidae.
AUGGGACGUAAAGAUGGAAAGCAGAAUAAUAAAUAUCUUCAGCAAAAGCGAAAAGAACUUCUUACCCUGAUAAACAAAGUACUCAAACUUACCAGCGUAUUUCAAACUCCGGGUAAUGCAUUGAAAAGCUGGGAUCAUCAUUUGGAAAUUGAUUCUAUAAUUCGGGAGAUUAUUAAUAUUGAAACUUCCUUCGAUAGUAAAGAUAAUAAGACAAAUCGUUAUACAAAUCUAAAAAAAUAUGUAAAUUGGUUGCAUGAGAAUGGAGCACAGUUUGAAGAUGUUGAAAUAAGUGAUUUCGAAGGUUUUGACUUGGGGUUGAAGGCAAUGAAAGAUUUCCCUGAGGAUUCCCUUAUUCUUACUGUACCAAGCAAAAUUAUGAUGAGUGAGAAGGAUGCCCUUGAAUCCGAAUUGAGUCUCUUCAUGAACUUAGAUCCAAUAUUAAAAAAUAUGCCUAAUAUAACACUAGCACUGUUUUUAUUGUUAGAGAAAAGAAAAGAAGAUUCAUUUUGGAAACCUUACAUUGAUAUUCUUCCUGACAAAUAUAACACAGUGUUAUAUUUCACAUCAACAGAACUGGCUGAGAUCAAGCCAUCACCAGUGUUUGAAUCUUCAUUAAAACUUUAUAGAAGUAUUGCUAGACAGUAUGCUUACUUUUACAGUAAAAUUCACACUAUGAAUUUACCAGUGUUGAAAAAACUACAAGAUAUCUUCACUUACAAUAACUACAGGUAA